UUAAGGAUGUGAGUGACAACAAUCAAUUGAAAGGAGAAAUUGUUGGCAUUUCAACUGACAGGAACAUAUGCAAUGAAACAAUUAAAAGAUUCCUGAGAGAGAAGAUGUUUGAAGAUCAGAUAGAAAUUGCUUGGAAAUGCAUUCGGCCUCCUGAAUUCAUUCAUGUUGCUGAAUCAGGUAAAAACAUUGCACGCUGUGUAGUUGAAAUUGACGUCAUACCUCACGCUGCUCUUUUGGAAGAUGACGCCAUUUUCGUUAAAACAAAUGUAGCAGGAACCAUCAAACCUAUCCUGUAUCGCUUCAAAGAGGGCAGUGUCAUACCAGAGAAACAAAACGAAGAACAACAACGUCAAUACAUGCGUAUCAAAAGAAAGCUUCAUGACCACCGCAAAAAACAAGAAGAUAAACCCAAGCAUCAAAAGGCUCAACAAAAUUUGAGGCAAAUGUUUUUGAACAUCUUUUCAUGUGGGGAAUCAAAACUUAGAGCAGAAACGUACCCAGUUAUCUUUAUUGGUGAAUGUGACGAGAACGCGAAGAAGGAAAUAACCGAAAACUGCUUCGAAUUUGUACAACUUUUACAACCUUAUGCAGUGUUUGAUUUCAAUUCUUCAACCAAACCAGGAUCCUUACACCACUAUAUGGAGGAAACAAAAGAACAGGCGUUGAAAAUAGUGACAACAGAUAAUUUUGAUAAGGAAAGUGAAGAAAAUAAAAAAGAUGUUGAAAAACAUGGUCGCCUGAUGGAUGAUCUACGGAAUUCUUAUAUGCAGACAUGGGUAUUUGCAAAUGGAUAUGACCGAAUGAGACGGGAUCAUAUGGGUCCUUUAGAUUGGAAACAGAAAAGAAGCCAGGGCUUCAAGGAAGCAUUACGAUAUUGUUACAUCGACAUUCCCACUGGACGAGCUAUAGCCUUUUUUCUGCUGCUUUCCAAAAACUAUGAUGUCAUGCUUGAGGCUGCCGAAGAUGUCCUCUCAAAAUUCCAUGGACAAUGGAUUUUGUUUGCACCUUCUGAGGAUAUUGCAAACAACUGGGUAUCCGAACUGAUUCGCAGAAAUAGCGUUGACGAAAAUAUAAUCAACGAGAGAUGCAUCAUAGGAAUGCCAUGGAAACAAGUAAAUGAGAUGAUUCAACAAGUUGUUGGACCACUCCAAGAUUCCGCCUGUCAAAUACCACUUGGAAAUGGAGGAUAUUGCUCGCUGAGAAAUAGAGUAAGGAAUGAACUUUGUGACUUGGAUAUCUUAAGUCAUCAAGAAUGCGACAACAGUGACAUAUUGAAGGACAAAAUUCUGACAGAGAAGCACUACAGAGAAGUACAGGAGAAGUUCUAUCAUGGUGAUGAUCCAAGCUGGUGGAACUACUGGUAUAAAGAGGAUCACGUUUGUCGGAGAUCGCAACAUGACAGUUUGAUGAAAUGUGUCAGAAAUGCGCUACAAGGACAAAAGAGUGACGAAGACAAAGUUCCUGUGGUUACACUGAUACACCAACCCGGAUCUGGAGGCACAACGACAGCUCGACAGAUUUUGUGGGACUUACGAAGAGAAUAUCGGUGCUGCGUCGCAAGAAUAAUCACAGAUCAAACAUGCGACCAAAUAGUAGAGCUACGGAAUUACGAAGAGUCUGGUUCUCCUCGUCCUCCAUUGGUCCUACUCGACAAUUGUGACGAAGAGAUCUUGGUUAAUUUGCAGUCAUAUCUGCAACGAAGGGCAAGAGAAGCAUCGAUACGAUCUGAUGAACCAAUUGACACAUUCUGUGUCCUUUUAGUUUGUUCACGCAGAACACGUCUCCCUCGAAACUACAUUAAAGAACAAACCGUUCUGAUUCGACAGGAAUUGGAUACACAGGAGCUUGACUGGUUCAAGAAGAAGGCCGGUGUUUUGAAAAACCGAUUUGAGAAAGACGAAGGCAUUGACCCGAAGCUGCUCAUAUCUUUCAAUAUUCUCAAAGAAAAUUUCAACUUUUCCUACAUCCAAAGUACUGUAAAGCAGUUCGUUGAUGGUAUUGAUUCAAAAGAAGAAAAAGAUCUACUGCUUUAUCUGUCACUGAUAAACACCUUCGAUAUAGACUUUCAACCGCUUCCAAUCAGUGCAUUCGAUGCUCUCAUGGAGGUUAAAGGGGGUAAAAGCAAAGUCCUGAGUUAUGGAUUAGCACUACAACACCGUUUCCAGGAAAGUGAGAGACAAUGGCAGACACAACUCAGCAAUGAACUAAUGGUUCUCUUGAACAUAUCUGCAAGGAGCGGUCAAGGUAGCAACCUGAAGGCUUUGUCCAUAGUAAGCCCAUUAUUUGCCAGCGAGAUAUUUAAAUAUCUACAGGAAAACUCGCAUAGAAGUAUUAGCUCAACACUCUUGCAGUUUUUGGAGUCACGAGUCUUCAAUCGCCAGAACAGAUCAGUUGAUCAAGUUAUCCGCAUUGUCAACGAUUUACUGAUGAAACGAGAGGUGUUAGAAAACGGAAAAAAGGAGAAGUUUUCGCGACUAAUCACUGAAGUACUCCAAAAAGAAGAUUCAGAAAAGGCUGUUCAAACUUUGCAGAAAGGCUUUACCAUAACAGAUGACCCUAGAAUCAUUCAACAUAUUGCAAGGCUUUACAUUCAUUGUAAAAACUGGGAAAAAGCUACAGAAUUUGCCAUCAAGGCAACACAAAUCAAACCCAACAAUUCCUAUUUUUGGGAUACAUAUGGUCAAAUUUUCAAAACCCAACUGUUUGAAAAAUACAAAACAUGUAUGCUAGCUGAUGAUACAUUGUCAGUAGAUGAUACAUGCGACAUCAUAAAGGUAGCAAUGAAAGGCAUUGAAAAGUUCCACAGAGAACAGAUAGAAAGUGAACAUGACAAGCAUGCUUCACAAAAUGAUGCAGGCUAUUUUGGCGAGGUGAGGCUAAUAAUUUUGUUAGUCAAAAUAUUGCAAUGUUCACCAUUUGAAGACAGUAUGUUGCAUACAUACAUUGUUGACGGCAAAUUUCAGCCUCCAGAGUUUGCCAGUAUAAACCAUGAAAGCCGAGAAGUUCUCAAACGUUUACAUGGCUAUACCGAAACAGCGAUGCGAAAGAUGGAAGAAAAAUCAGCCCAGCUGAGAGGUACCAGCUCAAUAAAUAUUGUCAGGGAUAAACAUGUCUACUUAGAGGAAUUGGCUAGUUUACAGGAAAGUGUCGAUAACAUUUUCGGCGAAAAAAGUGAUGAAGUACCAGCACAUCUUUCUCGAAUAGAAAGCGCUGAUUUCAGAAGAAGACGAGUCCGCAGGCUUGGAGGAAGAUCACUUACAACACUUUUGAGGAUAAGGAGAAAGAUCGGUGACAAUGUGCGAGUUUUGGAUAUCAUGUUUGAUCACUUAAUGAAGAAUGCCUCUUCAUGCCCUGAACCAUUCGACAUUAUAAUUUUGAUCAGCGUCUCUAUUGUUAGAAGGAUCAUCUACCAGAAAGAAAGUGUCACGUCCAAACUUCCUCAGAUAUUGGGACUUACAAAGCAACUGUAUGAUGUUGAAUGUAGCUCAAAGAGCGGCCAUGUCUACAUGGAGAUAUUCCUGUUCUUAAUGAUGUUUCAUUGGCCAACUGAAAACAGAAAAGAUAAAGAUCUUUGUCCUAUUGGAACUCUUCGUGAUGCCAUGGGACGAUGGAAAUUGGCCUUUCUGAAGAAGCAUCCCCGUCAAAGGGACGACAGAAAUCCACAUAGACAAAAGGAAGCAACCCUGUUUUUCCUUGGCAAAGAUAUAACCAGUGAUGAAAUUGUGUAUUAUGAAGAACUGCACAGUCGACAUAAUGCUGUUUAUUUCAACCGAGAUCAAAUCUGGGAGGGUCGUAAUGUCGUUAAUAAACUAAAGCGACUGGAAGGCACUCUGGUUGAUGAUGGAUUGGAAGUCCUGAUCAAUAUUGAAACGAGGUCAGGGAAUAUUGAAACAUUAUUGGUCCCAACGUCCAUGCCAAUCGGGCGGAGGUCUUUGUGGCAGAAGAGGGUAUAUUUCUACCUUGGAUUUACAUGGGCUGGACCAAAAGCAUUUGACGUAUCGUCAGAUGAUCGGCGCAAUCUCCUCGGGAAACUGGACACACAUGACGAGACCAUUCGACAUUCUCGACCUCGACAACCCCUUCUCGAUCCUACUACACGAAUAGAUGAAAUACGGCAUCAGUUGAAAAAGAUUGAGAAACUAAAGGCAAAGAAGAGGAGACAUCCAAAACAGGAUCAAGAGAUUAGCCAUGAAGAGGAAUUGAAAGCCGAAUUGAACGAUCUGUUUCAGCGUAUGCAGGACGUUUGGUAAACGAUGGGAGGACAAUGGUGGACUGGACAUUAUCUGUUACGUACUGUUCGACGUUGAAUUGUGGAAACCUGCACUCGCACUAAAUGUAAAUCCAAACAUUUAUGUCUCGUGUGACGAAAUGUCGUGAAUGCAGGACUGCUGUGUUGCUUUUCCGAUGACAGCUGCGUCACCAGUUCACUUUUAAGUUUUACGUUUAGAAACGUUGCUCAAACGUUAUAAGGUCAAUUUUAAUCGAACUUGUUAAAUAGUUUAGUCGCAUAAUGGGCAUAUCAAUGUGAGUGUGUAUUUUAGAGUUAGAAACUUUAGAUUUUAAGAAGUUAAUGUAAUAUCUUUAUUGCUGCUCCAAAGUUUAUAGUCAAACUGGAGCAAGUUCUGGAAUAUAUCAAAUACAUUUUCUUCUCAUUUUAAAGGAAAUGUUUUCGUGGGAGUAAAAAUAUUAUAUAGUAAUUAGCAUUGUUGAUGAUUUCUGAGAAUUAGUGAUUUUGGGAAAUUUCCUACUUCCUUUGAAAUUCAUCAAUUUUUACACAUGUCUAUGACGUAUACAGGAUGCUUCCUUGCCAUCACUUUUUGAACGUGGAUGUUGGUUCCUUUUGGAAAAAUACAGAAAUUAUACUGACUGUUUGAGUGCCUGUGUACAUAGUCGAGUGCACUAUUUCACUGUUUUUAUUUUGUGUUUUGUUACAAUAAUUGUUGCAGAUGAAUUAAUAUGAUGUACCCUUAUUUCUUUUGGUGUGAAACAUCAUUGGGGGAGACAGUUAUAUUCUAAUGAAUCUGGUCCGACCCCUGGGGACAGAGAGGCGGGGUUCAAAAAGGGGAACUUUGCUUAAGUUUGUUUUAAAACCAUACUCUUUCUUAAACCUUGAGUGGAUUAUAACCAAAUUCGGGAUGAAAUAUCCUUGACGGAGGGCAAUUACAUUUCUAAUAAAUGAGACUGGUGUGACCCAAACUCUAUUCCGUCUUUACUCUUCGGUGGAUUACAUCCAAAUUUGGUGUGAAACAUCAUUUGGUAAGGGCAAUACUAUUUUAUAUAAAUGAGGCUGGUGUGACCACUUGGCCAUUGGGGUGGGGCUCCAAAAGGUGAACUUUGCUUAAAUUUUGCUUUCUAUAUAUAAUGAAUCAAUUGUCGGAUGACGGUUAAGGGUCAUGACCCUCUGGUUGUUAAAUUAAACAACGUAAUUUUUAGAUAGUGUAAAUAGUGGUUAAUAAAACAUAUUAGAUAGAUCCAUUUGUAUUAGUAUGAAUAUCUAGUCUUAAAUACAAUGUAUUGAUAUACGUUAUGUUAUGUCCAUUAUUGAUUAUUAAUAUGUAAAUAUAUAUUAAAAUCUCAGAAAGAUAAUAUAGGAAACAAAUAUUUAAAAUGAUUAUUCACACUAUUGUGUAUAUUUGUACAUUAAUGUACUUGAAUAGUUAUUUAAGGCGUUGGCUAUCAUGUUUUUGAAAAUGUUCACAUGAUAUAAGACAAUUCAACAUGUUUGCUUUCAUAUCAAAGGAAAUCGAUCAUGUGAUCAUCGCGGAUGUCUACUUCAGGACAAAAUGGCCGCUUAAUACAGGACGAUACAACGACUCGGGCAGAUUUUUGUGGCCGUUAGCCGCGUUAGACAUGUGACCGCUUAUUUAACGUUCAUUAUAUAGUGUUUCCAUCGGGCGGCCACAGACUGGCCACUUAACGGAGGUGACCGCUUAUUCAAGGUGGCCGUUAGAGCAGUUUUGACUGUACUUGAUUGUACCAUCUCGGUAUCGCUGGUAUAGUAUAUUUACUCUGUUGUGAUGUGGAAUGCAUCUUAACAGCGAUUUUGUGAAUAGCACCGAUAUCAACUUUACUGAAUGAUUAAUAUAUAUACAAUGUAUUAGAUCUUUGACUAUGGAAACAGUAUCAGCGAAAAUUGUGGACUCAAAAUGUUUAUCAAUAUCACCAAAAUAAUUUCUUUUUAAAUCCAGUUCCCUCCUUUUGAGCGAAAAUAACUGGCCACAGAAUUAUGGUGUUGUAAAAUGGUAAUGAUACACUUGCGUCUUGAAUAUCGUUAAUUGUAAUUCUGUUGGUAGUUAUCAUAUACGGUGCUGCGAUUUUUGAUCAUUUGAACUUAACAUUUUCUGAGUGUACGUUUAUGUAAUUUUUGUCCGUAGUGUCUGUGCUUUAGAAGGGAAAGAAGUCGCACUUCGUUUUCCCAUCUCGCCGUUGUUGGUAGGCUUUUGAUUGUCUCAACUUAUGAAUAAUCAAUGCAUUAGUGUGGUUGUGCUUUUUAAAUUUAGUGCCAAUUUUCUUAAAAGAAAACUAGUGUUCAGUAACAGCAUUAAGUGAAUGUUGGAUCAUACUGCUGACUGCUAAUCUUUUUGCUUUAAUGAUUGUAUUCUAUUAACAUGUAAUUGAUGAAUAUAUAUUUGUUCAGGUUGUUCACAAAAAUGGCAAAAUGGUUUUCUGUGGUGAUAUCCUUUCGACGACCGGAAAAUUUCAAUUUCACUCAUUUUUUGUGAUGGAGUAGAAUUCAGGUCGCUUUUGAAAAUGAAAACCAACCUUUAACGUUAGAGUGUUAUCAAUUGUUUUCUUAAAACAAAUACAUAUCAUUAGGUGGUCCAAAAAUUGAUUUACCAGAAUUAUAUUAUUAUUUAUUUACAGAUUUGUACUAUUUAUCCCCUUUCCUUCCUCCUUUCUCUCUUUCUUCCCCUUUUCUAUCUCUCCUCUAGCAUUUGAUAUCGUCCGUGUGCCUGAAUCUUGAAAAUGGCCUUUAUAAUGACAAUUCUCCAGACAGAUACCUGAAAAAGAUACUCCUGGUAAUAACUUAUGUCCGCUUUCCAGCAAUAAGCGGAAACCCUCCAAUUAAUUUUCCUAUCAGACUGAUUUGUUUCCAUAUAUGUCUUUUUUUUUUUUUUUUUUUUUAUACAGCGGCAAAGUCUUGUUUUUUCGUUAUUUUAUAUAUAUGUAUAUUACAGAUAUGUACUAUUUAUCUUCUUUCCUUCCUCCUUUCUCUUUUUAUCCCCUAUAUAUAUAUAUAUAUAUAUAUAUACCGCUGAAACAAUCGUGUGACGUAAUAUAUUAUGACAUCAAGGUGAUAUUUUUACCCUUGUGUCGUUUGAUGUGAGCAUACAAAGCAUAAUAUGCUUACUAUAUGAUAAUAACUAUAUCUAUGUAAUUUGCGGCUAUAUUUUAUCAGGUAUAACUUGAUAUCUUUUGCAUGUGCUUUCUUUAUUGAGUGCAAGUGCCAGAUAUAUAUAUAAACAUUUAAUAAAAUUAAGUCGAAUUUAA
Molecule: messenger RNA, 7491 nt
Organism: Pecten maximus
Lineage: Eukaryota; Metazoa; Mollusca; Bivalvia; Pectinida; Pectinidae
Product: sterile alpha motif domain-containing protein 9-like
Biological process (GO): regulation of apoptotic process
Cellular component (GO): cytoplasm
Molecular function (GO): protein binding
Source: RefSeq, a predicted model, not a curated record